AUGACAAAGCACUUGGAGAUCAUCAAUUUGUCAUUUUUGUUGGAACAUGAAAGGGAAACAAUAUUGGGAGUGUUGAAGAGAGAUGAGUAUCUGAAAAAAGUUGAAGAUAAAAGGAUAAGGAAAUUGAAAAAUGAGCUUCUGGAAGUGAGAAGGAAAGGUGGAAACCGUCACUGUCAACAGGACAACAGCAGGGUUUGUGUUCGCUGUCAGAAAAGCCUGGGCUUUAUCUUUGGCAGAGGAGACCUGUGCCAAACCUGCAAACUUCGAGUUUGCAAUAAGUGUCGUGUCGUGGGAACCGACGGGCAGUGGAAGUGCUCGGUGUGUGCCAAGAUUGCUCAGCUACGGAUCGUGACAGGAGAGUGGUUUUUUGAAGAGAGAGCAAAGCGCUUCAAACAAUCAAAUCUUCUUGGAACUGAUGUUGUCAGACAGUCUAUCCUACGCAAAUUCCCAGAUACAGUUUCCAGUAAGGAUGAAGGAAGAACACUUAAAGAUCCGCCCCAAGAGAACGAAGAAAAAAGGCCAGAUGUAUCGGUCUCCUCCACAACUGGGCAUAAAUCAGUCUUCAGCAGACCUAGAAAGAUAGGGAAGGUAAUUAGGGCAGUUACCAAAGGAGAAAUUACAAUUGCAAAAGGUGAAGGUGAAAGGAACACAGGCUCAGAAGCUGAAACGCAAAGUCUGCGCAGUGGCAAGUCAACGCCUUGCUCUGAGAGAGGGAGCACCCUUUCACUGCACAGCAGCGAUGCAGAGGCCACCGCGAGCCAUCUGAAAGGGGCCGUGGGUCCCGUGAACAGAAGCAGUGUUUCCACAUCUUCUCUCCCGAGGUCUCCGGCACUGAGCACACGCAGCAUGACCGCAGACUAUAGCAGG
Molecule: messenger RNA, 867 nt
Organism: Eurypyga helias (sunbittern)
Lineage: Eukaryota; Metazoa; Chordata; Aves; Eurypygiformes; Eurypygidae
Product: synaptotagmin-like protein 5
Exons: 6
Biological process (GO): exocytosis; intracellular protein transport
Cellular component (GO): plasma membrane; exocytic vesicle
Molecular function (GO): neurexin family protein binding; small GTPase binding
Source: RefSeq, a predicted model, not a curated record